CUAGCUAGUUAAUUCAGACGGACAUUGCGUGUGAAUGCGGUGUGUGGACUGUCAACAACAUCCCCCUGCAAUUACGUAAUGUUGCUAGCUAGGUGGCUAGCUAUGGCUGGGUUUGGGAUGUUACGGUGUGCCAUGUCGCCGGCGAAAUUGACUUUCGAGGACCGCAAUCCACCAGCAGCGGUUUAUUCUCCCGCUAGCUGCGGUCCCUUCCCCGGAGGCAAUCUGGCGGCCCUUCGGCUAGAGGCGGAGGAGAAGGAGCUGGGGGCCAUGGCCUGGGUGCUGAAGAUGGACGAUGCCACUAUCGAGUCAGGGCUGGUACACGACUUCGAUGCCAGUCUGUCGGGCAUCGGGCAGGAGCUGGGGGCUGGCGCAUACAGUAUGAGUGAUGUGCUGGCCCUGCCAAUCUUUAAACAGGAGGACUCCAGUCUUCCUUCAGACUGUGAGAGCAGCAGUCUCAACCCUCCCUUCCAGUACGUUCUCUGUGCUGCCACCUCCCCUGCUGUCAAACUACACGAUGAGACGCUCACCUACUUGAACCAAGGCCAGUCUUAUGAGAUCCGUAUGCUGGACAACCGAAAGCUGGCAGAGUUACCAGAGAUUAACAACAAGAGUGUCAAGAGCAUCGUUAGGGUGGUGUUUCAUGACAGAAGACUCCAGUACACAGAGCACCAGCAACUGGAGGGGUGGAAAUGGAAUCGCCCUGGAGACCGUCUCCUAGAUAUUGACAUCCCUCUGUCAGUGGGUAUUGUGGAGGCGAAGGCCAACCCCGCUCAGCUCAACGCUGCCGAAUUCCUCUGGGACCUCAACAAGAGAGCCUCCGUGUUUGUGCAGGUUCACUGCAUCAGUACAGAGUUCACCCCUAGGAAGCAUGGAGGAGAGAAGGGAGUUCCCUUCAGGAUCCAGCUGGACACUUUCAGACAGGGAGACAACGGAGAGUACACCGAACACCUCCACUCUGCCUCCUGCCAAAUCAAAGUCUUCAAGCCAAAGGGGGCAGACAGGAAACAGAAGACUGACAGAGAGAAGAUGGAGAAACGAACGUCUCAGGAAAAGGAGAAGUACCAGCCCUCCUACGACACAACCAUACUAUCAGAGAUGAGGCUGGAGCCCAUCAUAGAGGAGGCAGGAGACUAUGAGCUGAAGAAGUCCAGCAAGCGGACGCUGCCGGCUGAUUGUGGGGACUCGCUGGCCAAGAGAGGCACUUGUUCUCCGUGGCCUGAUGCCUACAUCAGCUCUCCACAGACAGCUGGCCCCUCUUUCUCCUCUACACCGCUCUCCACAUACACUGCCUCCUCUGUACCUGACAGUGGCCCCUCGUCGCCCAAUCACCAGACAGACCCUGUCAGCCAAGUCGUCACAGAGCAGCUCAGUCCUACGGCUACCAUCAAGGAGGCUCAGAAGUGGCUUGUCAAGAACCGCUUCAACACAUAUGCACGACUCUUCUCCCACUUCUCAGGUUGUGACUUAAUGAAGUUGACCCGGGAUGACCUGGUUCAGAUCUGUGGAGCUGCUGAUGGAAUCAGACUCUUCUACACACUCAGAUCCAGGUCGGUGCGUCCCAGGUUGACCAUCUAUGUGUGUCAGGAGUGUGACGUGGAGAGCCCCCUGCUGGAGAGACGCUGCGACAGCGAGAACGGAGAGCACAGUGACUCACCUAACUUAUAUGUGUACCAUGCUCUAUACCUGGAGGAGCUGACGGCUGCUGAGUUGAUCAGGAAGAUGGCGUGUGUGUGUAGUGUUCCACUGGGACAGAUCAACCAGGCAAAAAAGAGAGAAUGGGUCCUGUCAUGUCGGUAG
Molecule: messenger RNA, 1797 nt
Organism: Salvelinus sp. IW2-2015
Lineage: Eukaryota; Metazoa; Chordata; Actinopteri; Salmoniformes; Salmonidae
Gene: ubp1
Product: upstream binding protein 1
Biological process (GO): regulation of transcription by RNA polymerase II
Cellular component (GO): nucleus
Molecular function (GO): DNA-binding transcription activator activity, RNA polymerase II-specific; RNA polymerase II cis-regulatory region sequence-specific DNA binding
Source: RefSeq, a predicted model, not a curated record